UUCUAAACAUUUUCUAGUUAUCUCUAUACUUGUAAAUGUUUGUUUAAAAUUAGUGAGAUCGAUUAUUAACAGCAGUAACUUUAUGAUAGUAUAAAGGUAAACUCUAUAACACAAAGUUUUUUGCGAGACUUUUUACCUAGAUAAGUAAGUAUACAAUUCAAACAAAUCAACAAUUUUCGGUUCUAUCAUAUCAUAAAUCAUAUUUUUUCGGUCGGUUCUCGGGUUAGCAUAUAUAGAUAGACAUAUUUAAGCUAAAUAAAUGUGUAUAUUGUUCAUUUCUUCACUUUUUAAUAAUUAUCGAAUAAUUAUUUUUUAUAAAUAAUGCCUAAAAAGACCAACAAUGGUUCUUAAAUGUUAAAAAGCAACAAACAAAUGCACGUUUAAUUUUUGCAAGUUUACUGAACUUGCUGUGUUCUAUCUGAUUAGAUACAACAUAAUCAGUAUGGGCCUUAUUUUCCAGGAAAUUUUAUAACGGUUUAUUACUGUCGCAGCAAUUUAAGUAUAUAUAGCUAGUCAUCUAUGAGCUAGUCGAGACAAUCGUUUCUGCAUAAAAACAUGGCACCAUAUCAUUGGGUAACUAUUACCACUCGAGGAGCUUCCUUUCCUUCCUCUGCUGUACCUGCUGGAACGGAUAUUGAUGGAGCUCCCAUUUAUGUAGGACGAAGUUUUUUUAAUGGAGACUGGCUUCCAGCCAAAGUGAUACCUUCGAAGCAUGUAGCUUACAUUUCUUAUGGAGGCAAAGAAAUUUCCGUCGACAAAUUUAAGGUUCUUUGUGAACAGCGCUUUGAAUGGAUUCCAGCAGAAGAUGGACAUGUACCUGUACAUUCAGUGGUAGGAGGAAAGACUGCGAGUGGAGAAGAAUUGUUCAUUGGACGGGUCCGACAUCAGGGAUCCCAAACGGUGGGAAAAGUACAUCCAAGCCACAAAACAUGCUACAUCGCGUUUGGUGGGAAGGAAAUUGCAUACAAGCAAUACGAGGUUCUUGUCCUACAGAAACCUUAAGGCUUAUCAAAUUCAUUAUUUAUACCUUUCAAGUUUUAUAAAAAGUCAUAGCUGCUCGAAAACGCUGUUUAUUUCUAAAUCAAUAAAUUAAUUCCCAAUUUCA
Messenger RNA from Dendroctonus ponderosae (mountain pine beetle), 1105 nucleotides. RefSeq names its product natterin-3. The transcript is spliced from 4 exons. The record is from RefSeq and is a predicted model, not a curated record. Bases 556 to 1002 code for a protein of 148 amino acids. NCBI's taxonomy places the organism in Eukaryota, Metazoa, Arthropoda, Insecta, Coleoptera, Curculionidae.